Ylistrum balloti is the source of this 881-nucleotide messenger RNA. RefSeq names its product mitochondrial import inner membrane translocase subunit Tim9-like. Lineage: Eukaryota; Metazoa; Mollusca; Bivalvia; Pectinida; Pectinidae. The record is from RefSeq and is a predicted model, not a curated record. Bases 53 to 319 code for a protein of 88 amino acids. The transcript is spliced from 4 exons.
GGUGAAUGUGUCCGUGCAUGACUUUUCAUACCCACAUAAAUAAAACAGCACUAUGGCUGCUGCAGAACCCAACAUGAUGCAAAUGCAAGACAAAUCUAUGUGGAGAGCCGUUCUUUUAUCCUAUAACAAAUUAGCCGAGGACUGCUUCGUAGAUUGUGUGCAUGACUUCACCUCAAAGAAACCAAUCAAGGCAGAGUUGUCAUGCACUAACAAUUGCUUACAAAAGCACACCAGGGUGACUCAGCGUAUUGCCCAACGAAUAAGUGAAUUCCAGUUGACUAAAAUUGAAGGCAUAGCAGCUUUAACAGCCCCAAGGUGACAGAAAGUUUACUGAGUUAGACUGAAACAAAAGUAUUGUUGAAGGAAAUGAUCCAGUUUUUCACUGACAGAUUUGAGUAGAGGUUCAUUACACAUGUUCUAGGACUGCCUGAUUCUGUGAAAUCCUUCAGGCUUUAGCAGUGAAACGGAUCAACCUUAUGUGUAUGGAAAUGUUUACAUAUUUAAUGAUACAUAUAUUUUGUUUUUAGCCCACCAUCAUCAGAUUGUGAGUUAAAAACAAUGUUGAUGCUGAGAUCUGUUAGGAUCUCUUGUUUGUGUGUUUUUUUUUAGACAAAUAAGUUACCAGUACACAAUACAGGACAGUGUCAAUAUCAGGAUAUCUUUUUUGUACCAUCAAAGAAGUUUUUAGAUUUCAUUUUGCAACAUUUUUACAAUACACAAAUCAACAUAGUUGUGUUAGUUUGCUGUAAUUAAUUAUUAGAAAAAGAAUCAGUGAUUUAUAGGUAACUAUUGACUCCAGCAGAAAUUUAUGUUUGAUAGUUUAAUGUUCCAGAGCUAUUUAAAUAUUGUCAAUAAAAUGUUUCUUUGUUGUUGAAAGGAAA